AUGAUAGGACAAAGGUUGGACAAGAGAAGGACGAGCUCCUAUGCUGCUGCCGUAAUUUAUGACAUCAUUCAAGGUUGCAUGAAUGUUGGAUUAGAAAUAUCAUUGCUUGCAUUUGUUGACACGAUUUACUUUAGACAAAAGAUAUUUGAUUUGAUUGUGAAACUCACAAACAUUACUGAAAAUGAAUAUUUCGUCUUCUCUCCACCCGUCGUUGUGACCUAUCUUGUCAUUUCCAUUAAGAUAUUGUUGGAAAUGGAAAAGGUUGUGGAUUCAGGAGAGUUGAACACCAAUGGAAUUAAUUAUUACUCACUCUUGCUUCGAAACUAUCAUGCUCUGAACGUAUUGAGUAAGAGGUAUCGCAAAGUGAAUAAUCUUUAUGGAAGUGUGAUUGAACAGUUAAACGCUGUACUUCAAAAGAAGAAUACUCAAUUCGAAACAUUUUAUCAAAAUCCUCCUCUAGGACCAGUGUCACAACACGCAAAGAUUUCUCGAUUGGCUGAAUUUGACUCGGAAGUUAAAAAGUUUUUCAAGCCAUUCAUGGAAAAACCAAGUUUCAUUAAUUAUUUCAAUGAAAAAGCACGCACCCAAUGCCAAGUAGAUAAGCAAGUCAUUGAUAUAGAUCAGAAUGGCAGCUCUGGAGAGGCUUGUUCUUAUCCUAUGAAUGCAGACUCAGUGACAGAUAAUGAUUUUCUACAGCUGGACCCUCUAUUGGAUGGCUCUGUGUUGAAUUAUUUGGACAGCGAGAGUGCCGUCUCAACACCAGUCGGCAUCAUCAUGAAUGAUAAUGUCACACCAACAAGAGAUUGGUAG
Naegleria fowleri is the source of this 810-nucleotide messenger RNA. RefSeq lists its product as uncharacterized. The transcript has a single exon. The record is from RefSeq and is a predicted model, not a curated record. Lineage: Eukaryota; Heterolobosea; Eutetramitea; Acrasida; Naegleriidae. Bases 1 to 810 code for a protein of 269 amino acids.